AUGAUCAAGCACCUGCAGAACAUCGAAUACUCCUCCCGCACCAAACUCUUCACCCGCGAGCGCGUCCGACACUUCACCUUCAACUUCACCCUGGAGAACCAGAUCCACCAGGGAGGAGAAUAUUUCAACGACAAGUUCAUCGGGCUGAAGAUGAAGUCGGUGACGUUCGAGGACUCGCUCUUCGAGGAGUGUUACUUUGAGGAUGUCACCUCCAGCAACACCUUCUUCAAGAACUGCACCUUCAUCUCCACCAUGUUCUACAACACGGAUCUCUUUGAGUACAAGUUCAUCAACAGCCGGGUGGUGAACUCCACCUUCCUGCACAGCAAGGAGGGCUGCCAGUUGGACUUCAGCGACGACAACAACGCCUACAUGAUCUACUUUGUCAGCUUCUUGGGCACCUUGGCCGUCCUGCCCGGGAACAUCGUCUCAGCUCUUCUGAUGGACAAGAUCGGGCGCCUCCGCAUGCUGG
Messenger RNA from Chaetura pelagica (chimney swift), 472 nucleotides. RefSeq names its product synaptic vesicle glycoprotein 2A-like. The annotation marks the transcript as partial. The transcript has 3 exons. NCBI's taxonomy places the organism in Eukaryota, Metazoa, Chordata, Aves, Apodiformes, Apodidae. The record is from RefSeq and is a predicted model, not a curated record.